CUGGGGAAUCCACGUGGGAGGUUCUGUUGAUGCGCGCCUCGAUGGGGAAGGCGCAAAAGAGGCGCAAUUGGCGGGCGCGGCUGCCAGGAUCGCCCAGGAAGGGGGGUCCCGCUCCCCAGGAGCCUGUGCAGCUGGAAUUGGGAGAUGAAACCAUCCUGAAAGGAGUGGAUGAGAGCAACGCCCUUGUCCUUCCGUCCCGGAAAACCCAGGAGAAACCGACAACCUGCCUUAAAAGUCCCGGAAAGAAACCCCUGACAAAGAAGCAGAAGAAGAAUUUGCAGAAGGUUUUGGAACAAAAAGCCAAGAAAGAAAAGCGAGUGGAAUUGCUGAAAAAGCUGAGUGAAGUCCAGGUGUCCGAGGCCGAAAUGAAGCUCCUCUAUACCACCUCCAAGCUGGGAACAGGAAAACGGAUGUUCCAGGCGAAAAGGUCAGUCCAAGAAGCGAAUGCCGGCUGGUCGAAGAAAAUCAAAAGCAUUGGGGGCACCCGAAGGAAAAGAGGCAGACUUGAAUUGGAGGAGGAAGAGGUAGAAGAAGAGGAAGAGGAGGAGAAGGAAGUUGAGGAUUCUGAAGAGGAAGAACCAUUUGACCAGGCACUCCCAGAAGCCUCCACCACCACCGAGACAGCAUCCAGAAAGGUCUCCAAAUCUCCGCUCUCUUUGCCCAAAGAAUUUGAUGAACUUUCCGGGCAAAGAGACGCAACCUCUAAGCCUCUGUCUGAACCUGCAGUGUUUGUUCCAGUGGAUCGAUCCCCCGAUAUUCAGGAAGCCAGGUUGAAACUCCCCAUCCUUGGAGAAGAACAAGUUGUGAUGGAAGCCGUGCGGGAGAAUCCGAUCGUCAUCAUAUGCGGGGAAACAGGUUGUGGGAAAACCACACAAGUGCCUCAGUUCCUCUAUGAAGCAGGCUAUGCGAGCACCGGCGGCAUCGGGGUUACCGAACCGAGGCGUGUAGCAGCGAUGUCUAUGUCUCAGCGCGUCGCAGCAGAAAUGAAUUUAUCCCAACAUGUGAUUUCCUACCAAAUCCGUUACGAGGGGAACGUGACGAAGGACACGAAAAUCAAGUUCAUGACGGACGGUGUGCUGCUGAAAGAAAUCCAGAAGGAUUUUUUGCUGUCCAAGUAUCACGUCGUCAUUCUGGACGAAGCCCACGAGAGGAGUGUGUACACCGACAUCUUAAUUGGCCUUCUAUCGCGCAUCAUCCCUCUCCGGGCUAAGAAAGGGCAGCCGCUGAAACUGAUCAUCAUGUCUGCGACGCUGCGCGUGGAGGAUUUCACCGCUAACCAGAAACUCUUUCGUGUUCCUCCUCCGGUUAUCCAGGUGGAUGCGAGGCAGUUUCCGGUCACCGUUCAUUUCAACAAGAGGACCCCGUUGGAUGAUUACAGCGGGGAAUGUUUCCGGAAAGUCUGCAAAAUUCACCGAAUGCUUCCUCCAGGGGGCAUUUUGGUCUUCUUAACUGGGCAAGCCGAAGUCCAUUCCCUGUGUCGGAGGCUGAGGAAAUCCUUCCCUUUUUGCAAAAACGCGACGCCGGGCUCUGACGAUGACUACGAUUCUCUGAAAGCCAUCCGAAGGUUUAAGAAAUCCAGACGGAAAAAGAAGCACGCACUGCCCAAAAUUGAUCUAGAUAAUUAUUCUGUUCUGCCGGUUGACGAAGGAGACGAAGACCGCGAGGCCGCCGAAGACGAUGAAGAAGCAAACUCGGUUGGUUCGGAUCUUGACCUUGAUCUGGGCGAAGAUUGCCUUCAAGAAGGUGAAAAACCGGAUUCUUCCCACCCACUUUAUGUCCUUCCUCUCUACUCUUUGCUGGCUCCAGAAAAGCAAGCCAAGGUUUUCAGGCCGUCUCCACCUGGGACUAGGCUGUGUGUCGUGGCCACCAACGUGGCGGAAACAUCUCUGACCAUCCCGGGCAUCAGAUACGUGGUUGAUUGUGGGAAGGUCAAGAAACGCUUCUACGACAAAGUCACCGGCAUCUCAUCCUUCAAGGUUAUGUGGACAUCCCAGGCUUCGGCCAACCAGCGGGCAGGCCGAGCGGGCCGAACGGAGCCAGGCCACUGUUACAGGCUUUAUUCUUCGGCUGUGUUCAGUGAUUUUGAGCAGUUUUCUGCUCCCGAGAUCACCAGGCGACCGGUUGACGAUUUAAUUCUGCAGAUGAAAGCCUUGAACAUCGAGAAGGUGAUCAAUUUCCCGUUUCCUACCCCGCCCUCCACCGAUGCCCUGAGGGCUGCAGAGGAAUUGCUGAUCGCCCUGGGCGCCUUGAAGGCGCCUGCCACAUCUGGAAGGUUGGAAAAGCUGCAGGAAGCCAAGUUCAGCUGCCCCAUCAGCCCUUUGGGCGUCCUCAUGGCCUCCUUCCCGGUGGCCCCACGUUACGCCAAGAUGCUUGCCUUGAGCCAGCAGCACCACUGCCUGCCCUACACCAUCGCCUUAGUCUCCGCUUUGACGGUGAGGGAGCUGUUUGAAGAGUUCAACAGGCCUGCCCUGAAUGAAGAAGAGCAGGAGAAGCUCAAAGGGAAGAGAGCCCGCGUGGCACAGAUGCAAAGGAUUUGGGCUGGCCAAGGACCUUCUCGGAAGCUGGGAGACCUCAUGGUGUUGCUUGGAGCGGUGGGUGCUUGUGAAUAUGCAGGAUGCAGUCCUCAGUUCUGUAGCACCAACGGCCUACGCUACAAGGCCAUGGUGGAAAUCCGGCGGUUGCGCGGGCAGCUCACAAAGACAGUGAAUGCCGUCUGCCCAGGGGCCGACCUCUUUGUUGACCCCCAAAUGAAGCCCCCCACAGAAGAACAGGUCACUUUCUUGAGGCAGAUCGUCCUGGCUGGACUAGGGGACCAUGUCGCUCGAAGGAUCCAGGCUCACGAGCUCCUUGACGAGAAGUGGAAAAACAGCUACAAGACGCCACUCCUGGAGGAUCCGGUCUUCAUCCACCCUACUUCCGUUCUGUUUAAGGAGCUCCCCGAGUUUGUGGUGUACCAGGAAAUCGUCGAGAGCACCAAGAUGUACAUGAAAGGGAUUUCAGCCAUCGAACCAGAGUGGGUGCCUCUUCUCCUGCCCCCCUACUGCCAUUUCGAAAAGCCUCUGGAUGACCCUGCCCCGUUCUACUGCCCAGAAACAGGCCACGUCCGUUGCCACAGGCCCAGCACCUUCUAUCGGGUCGGUUGGCAGCUUCCUGCAGUGGAGGUGGAUUAUCCCGAAGGCCUCGAUCGCUUCAAAUAUUUUGCCAGGUUUUUCCUGGAAGGACAGGUUGUGAAACCGUUGGCGGCCUACAGCCGUUGCCUGCUGUCCAGUCCGGUCACGAUGCUAAAGACAUGGUCCAAACUUCAGCCAAGAACAGAAUCUUUGCUUCAAGCGCUCGUUUCUGAAAACAUUGAUAACCGGGACGCUUUACAGCUGGCCUGGGAGAAAAACCCCAAAUAUUUGCUGGCUGAAUAUUGCCAGUGGGUUCCGAAAGCGACCCACGAGGAAAUUGCUAAAAUUUGGCCUCCGGUGCAUUGAGGCAGUGAAUGUUUGAGCCAGGAACUCUCAAAGCUUGUGUUCUUUCCAAAAAUGCCAUGAAGACUCUCCUGGGAAGAAGCCAGAGCCGUAACUGCACAAAGAACGAGGAGACAAAUUCAGCCUUUCUAUGUUUGUCAUCCCAAAGAGCAACCAACACGUGACCCGCUGAGUAGCAACAUAUGUGACGUUUCUGACCUGCAAAAAAAAUC
Protobothrops mucrosquamatus (brown spotted pit viper) is the source of this 3685-nucleotide messenger RNA. It is a transcript of the gene DHX37, whose product is annotated as DEAH-box helicase 37. Lineage: Eukaryota; Metazoa; Chordata; Lepidosauria; Squamata; Viperidae. The transcript is spliced from 27 exons. Gene Ontology annotation, molecular function: RNA binding; ATP binding. The coding region runs from base 30 to 3476 and encodes 1148 amino acids. The record is from RefSeq and is a predicted model, not a curated record. Gene Ontology annotation, cellular component: intracellular anatomical structure; nucleolus. Gene Ontology annotation, biological process: maturation of SSU-rRNA from tricistronic rRNA transcript (SSU-rRNA, 5.8S rRNA, LSU-rRNA).